Pichia membranifaciens NRRL Y-2026 is the source of this 1056-nucleotide messenger RNA. RefSeq lists its product as hypothetical. Bases 1 to 1056 code for a protein of 351 amino acids. The record is from RefSeq and is a predicted model, not a curated record. Gene Ontology annotation, molecular function: magnesium ion transmembrane transporter activity. NCBI's taxonomy places the organism in Eukaryota, Fungi, Ascomycota, Pichiomycetes, Pichiales, Pichiaceae. Gene Ontology annotation, cellular component: membrane. Gene Ontology annotation, biological process: magnesium ion transport. The transcript has a single exon.
AUGGAGGACAAAUACGUCGGUUUGUUUUUGGCGAUCAGCUCGUCCUUUGCAAUUGGGUCGUCUUUUGUCUUGACGAAAAUUGGACUAUUAAAAGAUGGAUCUAGAGGAGAAUCUCUCACGUAUCUCAGAAACCCCAUCUGGAUAGUGGGUACUACUAUGAUGGCAAUAGGAGAAAUUGCCAACUUUGCCGCAUACACAUUUGCACCACCUAUUCUAGUGACACCUCUCGGUGCCCUUUCCGUCAUUAUCGGUGCGGUUUUGGCUUCGGUAUUCUUAAGAGAAAAGCUAGGUGUUUUAGGCAAGUUGGGCUGCGGUAUUUGUCUUUUGGGGUCCAUCAUCAUUGUCCUCCAUGCUCCACCAGACAAAGAAAUUACCACUGUUGAUGAGAUCUUGGCGUACGCUGAAAGACCGUUAUUUUUGGCGUACUUGUUCGUGGUUAGUACAUUUUCCAUUUUUAUGAUCGUCAAGAUUGCACCUAAGUUUGGUUCCAAACACCCUAUGAUUUACAUUUCGAUUUGUUCUGCAGUUGGCUCGAUUUCUGUCUGUGCAAUCAAAGCUUUUGGUAUUGCAUUGAAACUCACUCUCAGUGGCAACAACCAGUUUUCCCAUCCAUCGACUUACAUUUUCAUCAUCACGGUCGUUGUUUGUAUUUUGACACAGAUGAACUAUUUCAACAAGGCUCUUGCUCAAUUUGAUACCUCUAUUGUGAAUCCACUUUACUACGUCACAUUCACCACUGCCACGUUAUGUGCUUCUUUCAUUCUCUUCGGUGGGUUUAACACCGCAUCGAUAGUUGAUGUCAUUUCCUUGUUGUCUGGAUUUUUGAUCAUCUUUAGUGGUGUGUAUCUUCUAGACAUCUCCAGACACAACCCUGAUACCGAAAACCAGCAAUUGUUUUCGAGUAACAGUGAAGGGUUGAACGACAUUCCACUCAACAGUGACUUUUCAGCAUAUCAGUUCAGAAAGUCUAUGGAGAAUGGCAGACCCGACUACGUUGACUUGGAAAACAACGACAAUGUAGUACGCAGCAGAAGGUCGGACAGUUUUGAGAUCUGA